Molecule: messenger RNA, 3033 nt
Organism: Fundulus heteroclitus (mummichog)
Lineage: Eukaryota; Metazoa; Chordata; Actinopteri; Cyprinodontiformes; Fundulidae
Exons: 5
Coding region: 366-1292 (308 amino acids)
Source: RefSeq, a predicted model, not a curated record
GCGACCCCAUGAGGGAUUAAGCGGUUUGGAAAAUGGAUGGAUGGAUGGGUCUUAAAAAAAUAAACCACUGCACAAAAAUCUCACUUUGUUGUCCGCUCUAUGAUUUUGAAUGAUAAUUUCGUCACUGAGAGUUUUGUAAAGUGAUAUAUGUGCUUAUCAUCAUAUUAGCAUUAGCAGAGCAUGGUUAACACACGCUUCUGUUGGUUACACGGUUGAAACAAUGAUAAACUAGAUGUCUGCUUUCACUUAAAUACCUAAAAAACAGUGCGUAAGCAUGUCACUUAUUGAAUUCAGCACAGUCUAUUACCAUAUACUAUACAAAUAUUGAAUUUCAAGGGAAACAACCCUGUCAUUUUUCCCUCUUCAUGCAGGCCUUCAAGUUUUCCGGCAUUUUCAGUGUGCGGCAAUUGCGGGCGGGGAUUUUGUUUUGUGAGGGCAGAGUUGAUAGAACGGCCGGCGGGAGCAGGCCGGCGGGACUGCGCGCUUUGGUGGCAGAGGCAGGCGAGCGACGCCAGAGGCGCCUUCGUUGGGUGACAGGGACCCAGACCACGGGGUCGAGCCGGGCUCGGGCGAGGCCCACGGGAGGCACCGGGCGUCGGGGGAAUGGAGGGGAGAGACGAUACGCCCCGGCGGCCGCGCGGCACGGCAGACCGCCCGGCCCGCACCCACCCGCAAGCGGAGGUGUACGGAAACGGAAGGCCAGCGCGUCGCGCGGAGCGGAACGCUCGCCCUCCCCAACCGCGGGCCGACGUCCGUGUCCCGCAGAGUGGUUGGAACUCCCUGCUUCCGUGAAGCUCAUAAUUGUACAAGGGGAAAACAAUUUCCAAAAGCUGAUUUUACAGAAUGGGCUUCCAGCGACUUUUCCUGAACAUGUUGAGCACAUUAAGCAGUGUGGAGUACAGUCUGACUUCAGGGUUCAGUUCAUGGAUGCUGAUUUUGACAAUGAAUUUACCAACUUGACUUCUAUAUCAGAGAUCGUGGACAAAAGUACCAUAAAGCUAAUUUUUGAUUCUGGCCAGAUUAGUGACACUCCAACCCCCCUUACUCAGCUUCUUCUACAUCUCGCUGUGGUGAAGACUCAUCACUUUCAAGUGGCUCAGUUGACAAAGACAUUUUGUCAUCUCCUGAUUCUGCAGCCUCAAGAUCGUCUGGAUGGCCUAUUGUUUUUGCUGUUUCCCGAUUCCCGUAUGAUUGUGAGCUGCAGCUGGAAAAAGCCAAUGCCGCAUUCAAAGCAACUGCAACUUUGCUCGACCCUGACAUCAGAUUUAAAACUGCUAUUCUUGACAGUUUAGCUGAAGCAAUUGUGCUGUACAAAGUUUACCCCACUGAUAGUGAAUUCGAAGAGGCAGCAGAAGCCCUUGUAACAGCUCAUCCUUGUUUGAGAGAACCAGGCUCUACCACUGGAUAUGUUGGCUGGAAAGUUAGUUUGAAAUAUAAACUUGUCAACUACAGAAGGAAGCUCAAGCGGCUUGGGUGCCCAGAGGUCGAAUUAAAUUCCUUAACAAAUAAACCUACAGACAAAAGCAGUCCUGCUUACGGUGUGAAGAAGCCCAGGAAAGCUGAGGUGAAUUACUGUCCCUCCUACCCAUCAGGGGACUCUGCAGAGACACUUGAAAAGAUAAGAGAGGUCCUCAUUUCAGAAGCAAAGAAAAGGAACAAUGAGGACACUGGCAGCAAUGAUGGCUAAACCUUUUCUCAUAGAAGGCAAGAAGUUAUUCGAUACACCCAUGAUUGCAGUUUUUAAUCAUGGCCAGCUCUCUUCAGUGUACGGGAGGUAACUAAAUAAACAAUGAGUAUGUACAUAUUUUAAAUUCAAAGAUAGUUUGGAAAUAUUUUUUUGCUUACUUCUCCCUUGUGCUAAUUGGUGUUGUAUGAUAUUUUGUUUCAAGCCUGAUUAGCCACCUUCUCAAGUUACAACGUAAGGAUUGUGCUUCUGUUGAAUGAGAAAAAUAGAUAAAUGUGUAGGUGGCAAUCAAAAAAAAAUUCCAAACGAUUUUUCAAAGAUUUGGUGGAAAAUUGCAAUUUUUAAACUAAUUGGUUGUUUCUAUACAUUGAUGGUUAAAUUUCUCUUUUCCAAUUUCUUGUGCCAAGUUAUGUGUUGAGUUCAAGUUCAAGAGGAUAACAUCAAUCGGUUUGCUGCCAAACUUCUUCUCCGAGCUGGAUGCUCAAUCAUCAAAACUGCCCAAGGUCUUUGGCAAGAAGGGUGGUGACCUGGGAAGAAAGAUCAAGAGCAUCCUGAUUCCCCUGACCCAGACUGACAACAUUGAUGUGAAAAGAGAGUGCAUCCUCAAGGCACUGUCUGUCUACCUGAAUGAAGACCCUGAGAAAGUAGUGAAAGAACGCAUGGACUCUGAUGUUGACAAUGCUCAAGUUGAAAUGGAGACUGUCUUUGGAAUAUUAGUGACUCGCAGAGAAGGUGCAGAGCCUGAAGAUGGUCCGGAGGAUGUGAGCAUCAUUUUGGAGGGGGUAGAUGUCCUCAAGGAGUUGGGUAAUGUAGCAGUUGCAAUGCUGUUUGCUUUAGUUUAUGCACUCAAUCUCAGCUACCCCCCCCCCCCCCCCGAGUGGAAAUACACUUUCGAAGCUCUGCAGAAACUCAUUAUGGGGCUUGAUGGACAGAGGUUGUCUAAGAAAAUCCAAGUGCUGAAAACCCUACUUGCUCGUUAAUAUUUUGUAGGGUAACAGUUAGGGGACUUUAACUUUGAAAGUAUCCUAGAGUCCAUGUUGGGAAGGCAGGUGGGGAGCCGUUCAGUAAUUAAUGGUGUUUUAAAAUUUUUGUGUUUUAUGUUUGAAUGCUCCCAAUGGUUGCCAAAAUGCAAAUCCUUCUGUUCUUGGUAAUAUAUUUCUGUGCUAAACCAUUUACACCAUAAGUAGAGGUCUCUACAGAAACAUUUUCAGAAUUGUGUUUAUUUAGUUUUUUUUCAAAUUCAUGGAUGUAAAAGAAUGCAGUUUUAUUUUUUAUUGUAUUUAUUUUGUAAAGUCAAAUGUUUUUCUUUGUUUGCCUCUUCAUGGGCAAUAAAGUUCAAUUUCAAGGAA